AAUAAAUGCAAGCGCUUGGAAAAAAUAUUUUUAAUAUCCGGCAUCGAUGGGAACCCACCGAAAUAUUUCUUCAUUAAUCACUUCCAAAAUUGACGAUAUAAAGAAUUUCAAAAGGAACCUUCGUCAGGCUCCACGAUCGAGAUUGCCCGUUUAUUUCAAGUUGAUGCCAUUGUGUUAUGAAGCCCGUGAAGGCCACAAAAAGCUUCCAUGAGAUCUUCGAUGACGCCUGUGUGAAUUCCGGAUCUGAGAAGAAUAUUGUACACUUGAUGAUUCAUGUUUUGCGAACGAUUUUCUGCGACAUGGAACACGCCCUUUUCGAUGUCAGAUACCCGAGAAAGACUAACAUGUUCUACACUGACAUGGAAUUCGAUGGAUCUGGUGCCGGGAAACAUGUACACAAGAUCAUGGGGGAUGCCAGGUCACGUUUCAGUGAAAUCGUCAUGUCCCAGAGCCGCGAAUUCCGAAAAAUCUUGGAGAAGAAUUUCCUGACGCUGAUGGACUUUAAAAUAUCCACUUCAACUUUGCGCCGGGUUUUGGACAAACGAGCAGAAGUCGUGGGAAUGAUGGUUCAAACUGGCGACUCACCGAACCCCCCGACAGCCGAAGACCAAUUUUUGCACAACUUGCUGCUUUUUAUGCAAAGAUAUCGCGAAUGGCUCGCCGCUUGCACUGUAGAUUACACUUCCUAUCAAAAGUAUGUCUAUCGGAGAAUCCUGGCAGAUGUUGAGGCGUAUCCGGAAGUCAUGGCUCCUGCUGUCGUUUUCAUGACACGGGAAAAAUCCGUUCUGGAAGAAAUCUUUGAGGAGGUUAUCGAGGCUUGCAAGCAACGCCGCCCAGUUGACCUAGUUUCAGCAGGUAUUUUAACCGAAGAAGAGGCCGAUGCCCCGAGGUCAUCCAGUGGAAAACUUCCAACAACAGCAGACAUUGCCUUCACUGCUUAUUCUUUGACCCAUUGGCUUGUCAAGUACCUCGUCAUCGUGCGACAACUCCAAGAAGGGAUGAUGGUGUACGUAAUCAAGCACAUUUUGGCAGACACAAGUGUGACGAUCCCACGUCACAAGUGUGAAUCACAUUUGAGUUUGAAGAUGUUGCUGCUCACUGGAAUCACUGUCAAUGUCGAUGUCACGUCGAUCCUUCGAUCCUGUCGAGAGGAUUUUGCAGAUUUAAGCUACAGGGCCUUGUUUGUGCUGCUUUACAAAGUAACUCCGGAUAUCACUUUGUCAAAUGCUUUGGAAGAGUCGCAAAACAUCGUGGAAGACGGAUUGGCCUAUUUAAACAGAUUCUCUGAAUUGGGACCAAUGCUAAUGGAGGAGCCGACUCCGGGAAAAUCUUGGAUUCGGUGUUGCUGCAAGCGACAGAAAACGGACUUGGGUCGUCACGAGUUCAGGUCGCCGAUCGACAGGAAAAGUAGAGGCUUUUAUUCGGUGUCGAGGUACUCCAUUGAAACCCUGUCGACACCGUUGCCGACGAACCGAGAAGUUCUGUCUGUGGCAGAAACGCGACCAGCUAGCAGACGGGACAGCGACGACGACGCAUUCUCUGAAUUGGGACCAAUGCUCAUGGAGGAGCCGACGCCGGGAAAAUCUUGGAUUCGGUGUUGCUGCAAGCGACAGAAAACGGACUUGGGUCGUCACGAGUUCCGGUCGCCGAUCGACAGGAAAAGUAGAGGCUUUUAUUCGGUGUCGAGGUACUCCAUUGAAACCCUGUCGACACCAUUGCCGACGAACCGAGAAGUACUGUCUGUGGCAGAAACGCGACCAGCUAGCAGACGGGACAGCGACGACGACGCGUUGUCAAACAUCGGAGACGGCAUGAGGACAGUUUUUCUUUGGUCGUGCCUUGUUGGGAUCCCAGCUGCUUGGCACAUGUUGGCAAUCACAUUUUUUGCACCGCCAAUCGACCACUGGUGUGCGAAACCCAGCGAAAUGCCUUACGGAAAUUGGUCUGACGACUUGUGGAAAUUUUAUGCCAUCCCGAUCGACGAAGACGGAAAUUUUGACAAAUGCAACAUGUACCAUCUGGAGCAUCUCCCGGACCCCGUUUUGCAUAAUAAGACCGAAAUCAACAGAGAAUUCACUGCGAGGCUGAUUUAUCAAGGACGGGAUAUGCAGAUUGUACCGUGCGAAAAUUGGGAUUUUGAUCAUUCUCAAUUUUCCUACACCAUCACUGAACAGUGGGACUUGGUAUGUGACAGAGCUUGGCUAUGUCAAGUUAUUCAAUCGACUUACAUGGCUGGAGUUUUGGCAGGUUGCGUCGUUUACGGACACCUUUCGGACAGAAUCGGGAGAAGAGCAGUGAUUCUUCUCGGAACUGUGCAACUGAUAUCAAGUUCUCUCUUGACGACAUUCACAGAGAGCAUGACGUUGUUCAUCUUGUUGCGAUUUUUGGUCGCAAUGGGAACCAAUGCGCAAUUCACUGUUGCCUUCGUGCUCGUGAUGGAAAUAAUUGGCGGGCGGAAGAGGACCGUGAUGGGAAUUGCAUACGAGUAUCCGUUUUCUCUGGGCUUCAUGACCCUGCCAGGAAUCGCGUAUUUGAUUUCGGAUUGGCGUUAUUUGCAACUAGCGAUUUCUUUGCCAAUAGUUUUUCUCCUUGUUUAUUACUGGGUUCUGCCAGAAUCUCCACGUUGGUUGAUAGCGCAAAAUCGGCUAUCGGAAGCGCAAGAAAUAAUUGACGAGAUUGCAAGAACAAAUCAGCGCUCGUUUCCUGAUAAUCUUCGCCCGAAUUCGCCGGAAAAUGUACCAGUUUGUGUUUGCGGUUUGAAUGCCAUCCAUGAAUCCGGAGAAACUAAAGAAAAGAAACAAGCCGAAAUUAAGUACUCCUUGGUGGACUUGUUCCGUACCCCGAACGUCAGAAUGAAGACCCUCAACAUAUUUUUCAACUGGUUUGUAAACUCUUUUGUUUACUACGGACUGUCUUUGAAUGCUGGAAACAUCGGAGGGAAUGUUUUCUUGAACAUCAUGUUCGGCGGUUUGGUAGAAAUUCCUGCGUACGCCAUCAGCAUGCAUGUCCUGGUGAAAACGGGCAGAAGAUGGCCUCUGUGUUUGUCAAUGGUGUUCGGAGGUGUCGCUUGCUGUCUGACUGCAGCCGUACCACGGGGGAUUUAUGGGUAUGACUGGCCAAUCGUCACAUUGGCAAUGAUGGGCAAAUUCGGCAUUUCGGCAUCUUUUGCAAUUAUUUACGUAUACUCCGCCGAAUUGUUCCCCACUGUUGCGCGGAAUGUCGGUGUGAGUUCCUCAUCCAUGUGUGCCAGAAUCGGAAGUGUCGUGGCCCCGUUCGUCAAGUUACUAGGCGAUGAGACACAUUUCGCAGUUCCUGUUUUCCUAUUCGGAUCUGCGUCGUUGCUCGCGGGGCUCCUGGCUCUCAAACUUCCGGAAACGAAUAACCGGAAACUGCCGGAGACGCUCGAGGAUGCCGAGCUUUUCGGGAAGUCUAUUUCGCAGUGAGAGACCCUGAACUCCUACAGAAUUUCUCAGAAGUCUUGCGAAAUCUAUGCCUGAAUUUCACCUUAACGAAACGAUAAAAAACUUUUUCGUGUGAAACAGUCUUGAAAACAUUUUUUUUGCACAUCGUUGAACCCAUGAGAGAGUUUAAGAAGGAAGUAAUUUAUGCUUAAACUUUUUACGUGUGUUCACUAACCUAAAAAAAACCAUUAAACUUUGAAAAAGACAGUUAAAAAAACUAGCCUCUUUCGAAUUGAGCUGCCAAAAUCGUUUUCUAUUUUUAGGCUGUAAUUUUUGCAAUAGAGAUUUCUCAGAGCAACGGCGCCCAGAAAAGGACAUUGGUGCAAAUCGUGAGCAAAAUGCAUCUGAUAUUAAUGUUGGAGUGGAAAUUGAGGAAGAAAUUCGAUCAAAUUUAGAGAAUUGAAAAGUAGAACCAUGUUUAUUAUGAUGUUGUUAUAAUUUUUAAGAGUUCGAUCGACACGCAUGAAAUGAGAAAAUGGAGUGAGCAGGAUUCAUAAAAAAUUCUGAAGUAGAUGAAAACGAAUUAAAAUCCGAUUUGAACAGCUUUAAACGAUAUGUAGAAAAAUGCAUUUCUCUACAAAUUUUCAAAAGUUUUUCGAAGCUUCUAAAAUAAGAAACAAUUUUAAAAAUUUAUGAUUUUCCCUCAUUUUCCGAGGAACUUUUGAACAGACUGCACAAAAAUUCUGGAAAAAAAAAUGUUUCAGUCAAAAAGUAUCCACCCGUUUCUGUCUGGGUAUGGAAUGAGAAUUUAUUCGUGGUUCACAAAACUUUUGAUGAACCCAUCGUAUUUCUUUUCCCCAGUAUAUCCAGAUAUCUGUCCAUUCAUUUUCCUCUUUCUAGGAA
Messenger RNA from Notodromas monacha, 4304 nucleotides. The record is from the annotation of a GenBank genome assembly. NCBI's taxonomy places the organism in Eukaryota, Metazoa, Arthropoda, Ostracoda, Podocopida, Cyprididae.